AUGGCCGCCAAAAACGGCGCGCUGACGCUCACCAGCGACGAUGUCAAUUACCUGGUGUACCGCUACAUGCAGGAGUCUGGCUUCCACCAUGCGUCUUUCACGUUCGCGCAUGAGAGCCAGGUGCAUCGGACCAGCAUCGACCCCAACCUCGUGCCAGCAGGCGCGCUUGUGGCCUUUGUCCAGAAAGGCAUGCAGUACAUGGAGAUGGAGGCCAACAUAGAGUGGCAGCAGCGGCGGCGGCAGCGGCAGCAGCAGCAGCCACAGCAGGCACAGGCCCAGCAGCGGCAGCAGCAGCAGCAGCAGCAGCAGCAGCAGCAGCCGCAGCAGCCGCAGCAGCAUGGUAGUCUUGCCGCAUCUUUGCAUUCUGCUCUGGAGCUGCCCGUGCAGGCGGACGGCGUUAUUGAGGGCGACUUCACCAUGCUGUCGCCGCGUGAUCUGAUGACUAAGGACAUUGACGACCUGCGGCAGAUGGUGCAGGAGCGCCGCGAGCGGGCUGCAGAGCGGCAGCACGCAGCGGCGCGGGGUCGCGAGCGGAAGCGUGACCGAGGCGGCGGCGGCGGCGGCGGUGGCAGCGGAGGCGGGGGUGGCAUUGGCGUCAAGGAGGAGCGGCAGCAGCAGCAGCAGCAGAACCAGCAGCACCGGGACCGGGAUAAGGGGCCCAAGGAGCGGGACAAAGCUGCGGACAAGGAGGAGGCCAGCGGCGCGGGGCCCAGCAGCAAGGGCGCGGGCAGCGGCAGCGGCGGCGCGCAUGGCAAUGGGCCAGCGCCCAUGGAGGAGGACGGCCUGGUGUCAAACGUGGACAUCACAAACGUCACCACGCUGAAGGGUCACGACGGGGAGGUGUUCACCUGCGCGUUCAGCCCCACUCACGACCUGGUGGCCUCGGGGAGCGGCGACGCCACGGCGCGCAUCUGGGACCUCACGCCCGGCCCCAGCUGCGGCAUAGCGCGCGUUCUGGACCACCCGCCUGGCGAUGACUCGUCCAAGGGGAAGGACGUGACCACGCUUGAGUGGGACCCCGACGGCGUCCUGCUGGCCACGGGCGCAUACGACGGCAAGGCGCGCGUGUGGACCAAGGAGGGCAAGCUCAAGGCGACGCUGGAGCGGCACACGGGCCCGGUGUUUGCGCUGCGCUGGAACAAGCGCGGCGACCUCCUGCUGACCAGCAGCGCGGACGAGAGCACCGUCGUGUGGGACGUGGCCACCAGCAGCGUGCGGCAGCAGUUCUCCUUCCACGGGGCGGCCGUGCUGGACGCCGACUGGCGCAACGCCAGCCAGUUUGCGACCUGCUCCUCCGACAACAACAUCCACCUCUGCAAGCUGGGCAGCGAGAGGCCCAUCAAGACUUGGACGGGCCACACCAAUGAGGUCAACGCCGUGCGGUGGGACCCCGCCGGUAAGCUGCUGGCCUCCUGCAGCGACGACGCUACCGCCAAGGUGUGGCAGGCCAACCGCGACGCGCCGAUCCACAGCCUCACAGCGCACGUCAAGGAGGUCUACACGCUCAAGUGGAGCCCGACAGGCCCGCAGAGCGCCAACCCCGGGCUGCCGCUGCUGCUCGCGACGGCGUCAUUCGACGGCACCGCCAAGGUCUGGGACGCGGCGACGGGCGCGUGCCAGCACACGCUGCAGCACUACUCGGACCCGGACCGCGGCAAGGCGGGAGACCACUCGGUCUACUCGGUUUCAUGGGCGCCUGCCGGGAAGCUGCUCGCGACGGGCUCGAUUGACGGCAAGGUGCGGAUAUGGAGCGUGCCCGACGGCGGGCUGGUCCGUGAGUUUGAGGCGGCGGGCGGCGUGUUCGAGGUGUGCUGGGACAAGACCGGCGCGCGGCUGGCGGUCAGCACCAAUGCCAAGGUGGCGCACGUGCUGGACCUGCGGUAUUGA
Messenger RNA from Monoraphidium neglectum, 1887 nucleotides. RefSeq names its product transducin (beta)-like 1. The transcript has 8 exons. Gene Ontology annotation, molecular function: protein binding; transcription corepressor activity. Gene Ontology annotation, biological process: regulation of transcription by RNA polymerase II. Lineage: Eukaryota; Viridiplantae; Chlorophyta; Chlorophyceae; Sphaeropleales; Selenastraceae. Gene Ontology annotation, cellular component: histone deacetylase complex. The record is from RefSeq and is a predicted model, not a curated record. Bases 1 to 1887 code for a protein of 628 amino acids.